Messenger RNA from Rotaria sordida, 440 nucleotides. The record is from the annotation of a GenBank genome assembly. NCBI's taxonomy places the organism in Eukaryota, Metazoa, Rotifera, Eurotatoria, Philodinida, Philodinidae.
AUGAAUACAAUGAAAAAUCCGUUAGCUCAUGCUAGUCCAUUACCAUCUCUUCAUCCAAUACAUCCUAGCACACCAUUAAAAUCAUCUCAUACAACAAUACAACCUAUUUUACCCAAUACUCCUUCAACAUCAACAUCAAAAAAACGUCAAACAAAAAAACAUGUUCGUUUUGCAUCAAAAUUAGAAACAGUAGAAAAAGAUUUAUCAUUAUCAAAGAAUGACAAGCCUAUUGUAUCAACAAUAAAAUCAAACAAACGAAUUAUUGAUUCAAAACGAGAUGAUGAACCAUUAUAUGGUACUUAUGUUGAAUAUUUAGAAAAACAUGGUGCUUUAACAUGUGAUACGUCAGAAAUACGUCGACCAUCACGACCAUCACCACCAGUAUUACCAUCGCAUGAAUCUGAAAUUGAAUUAUCAACAUAUACAAAGACAUCUUUUAC